AUGGACGGAUGUCAGAUACCUUACCAACGCGUUCGUAUUCACCUCAUCUCGGCCCCAUGGUCCUCACCAUCUUCUUCGCCCAAGAUAUCAGGGGGCUCAUUUGGAGUGGAAAAUCUGGAGACGUUUGCCGGCGGUGGCGACGGCGGGACUGGCGGUAGAGCUGAACCGUUUGAUAAUGCUCUCAUCUUGAAGUUUUCCUUCACUGUCCCUUCCCUUCGGGAUCUAUCUGUCAGUUUGGUCAAACUGGGUUUCAAGGGUAGGGUGACCUCUAAGUUCCUGAAUUAUAAUCAUUAUUUACUUUAUUUUGAGUUGAAAGAGGACUAUAACUCGAUUUGGAUUAAGACGCAUCUCAAUAUUUUUGGAUGCCCUGGUCGGGUGUUUAAAUACACCCCGGACUUCUCCUUUGUUGAGGAAUCUUCCAUAGUCCCAGUGUGGUGCUGCUUUCUGGGCCUUUUACCACACCUUUUCGACCCUUCUGCCCUCUUUUCGACUGCCAGUUGCAUUGGCAACCCCAUUGAGACUGAUUCCGCUACGACAAACCGCUCGAGGUUAUCUGUCGCACGGGUGUGCGUAGAGGUUGACCUUAGGGAUGAGCUCAUAAAGGAGAUUGAGCUCGACCAAGCGGGCAAGACCACUAUCCAGAAAGUGAUCUACGAGAGAGUACCACCCGAGGCAGAGUUCUAUUAUCGCCCGAUAAGCCCUAAGGAGAAGGGCAAGGCCCCGGCGCACGGCCCCAACCCGAAGGGGCUUAAGGGCAAGAGCAAGGUCACCUCUGAGGGCCCACUGCCCAAGGAGGUUAACCUCGAUAGGCCUAAGGCUAAAGCUACAUGUCUUUCCCCCACCAGUCCCUCCAGUCAGCUCCCAUAG
This is a messenger RNA of Striga hermonthica, 867 nucleotides long. NCBI's taxonomy places the organism in Eukaryota, Viridiplantae, Streptophyta, Magnoliopsida, Lamiales, Orobanchaceae. The record is from the annotation of a GenBank genome assembly.